AUAAUUUUUGCGUGACAGUUGUGUGACAGAUUAUCAUGUUGAUAUCUUGUUUUCUUUUUACUUUUAUAUCUCAUUUUUAGUUAUAUUUAAAUACGUAAGAGCAACAGUAAAUGGAUAGAUGCAAAUAGGGUCUAUUUGUUCACAUGAUGGGAAAUGAAAGUUCGCAGUUAAAUGGGUUAGAAAUCGAGGAAAAGGCAGUGGAAGUGACGGAUUUUUGGUCCCAAUAUCAAGCCACGAUUAAAGACAGUUGUAGAUAUUUUAGUUUGAAAAGUGAUGGAUCAGUAUCAGUUUUUAAAGGAGAAGCAGCAUUAGGUCCACUCUGGGCAGUUUCAACGCCUUUGGAAAAAUUUUCCAAUAAUCUAUUAAAAUAUCGGCAUCCAUGUAUUGUUCGGUACAUAUCAGCAUGGCAGCAGCGUUCUACUCUUCACUUAGCUACUGAAUAUGUCCAACCUUUGUCCCAAGUUUUGAUUACACAGACACCUCUUCAAAUUUGCAUUGGUCUCAACAAUAUUUUAAGAGCUUUGGUGUUUUUACAUAAUCAGGCUGGUAUGUCACACAAUAACAUAAGUGUAUCUGCAGUUUAUGUUACUGGAGAUGGACAGUGGAAACUUGGUGGACUACAGUACCUUUGUUCAUUUUCUGAACUUACUCCUGCAUACUUGAAACAUGCACGAAUCCAUAGAUAUGAUAAAGCAGUAGAUCCAAAUGAAGAUUCCUAUACAUUAACUACAAAGGUAGACCAAUAUGGCUUUGCUGUUCUUGUUGAAGAUGUUUACCGUAAUCAUAAAAAUGAUGAUGUUCCACAUUUAAGAGAAUUCAAAAAAUAUUGUAGAGACUAUUUACAACAUGAUGACCCAGUACAAAGACCAGACUUGUCAGCCGUACUUCAACACAACUUCUUUAACCAUGAAUUUAUAUCAAUUUACAAAUUUUUGAACUUCUUACCGCUUAAAACUGAAGAAGAAAAAUGCCAAGUAUUCACGAACAUUUUGGACAACCUAAAAUGUUAUGAUGAAGAAACUGUGGCUAAACAGCUUGGUGGAUUAUUACUCUCCAGACUGACUAUGUUAGACCAGACAGCCCGAAAAGAUGUAAUACCCUUCAUUCUUAAACCUAAAAAUGAAAGAUCACAAAAUGGGGAACAUACAGGUUUCUUCAGUUUGAGUAUAUUUAAAGAACAUGUCAAACCAAGAUUAAUGCAAUUAUUUGGAGUUAGGGAUAGUCAAAUCAGAACUUUAUUAUUAACACACUUUUCAAAAUUUGUUCAUGUAUUUUCUCAUGAAGAAUUAUCCCAGCAUAUUUUACCAGAGUUGCUGUUGGGCAUCAAAGAUACAGAUGACAAUUUAGUAGCAGCAACUCUAAUAUGUUUAAGUGAAUUAGUACCAAUAUUAGGAGGUGAUACAGUAAUUGGUGGAAAAAGGUCAAAAUUUUUCACGGAUGGAAGACCUAAUUCUAAAUCUGCCUCAGAAAGUGUACAUGAUCAAAAAUUAUUUUCGACAAAAUCCUUAAGAGACCUCCCAUGUUCUGAAGAUAUAUAUAACCAUGAAGAGAUAGAAGUAAGAUAUGAAAAAAUAUUAACAAUGAAUGAACGACCAUCACCUGUAGGUGGAGAAUCCGUUGAAGAUGCAAUAACAGAAACGACGACAAAUAAAGCUGAUAGUGAAGACGAUUGGAGUGAUUGGGAUAACAAAAAUCGUAAACUUACUAUAGUUGAAUCUGUUGAAAUUAUUAAUGAUGACAGUAAUGAUAAACAGAACAAUCAUGAACAUAUGUUGCCUUGUUCUAAUCUUUCAAAAAUACCAACAACAAAUGCUGCAAGUAAAACACUUUUGCAAAAAGCUGCAAUGGAAGCAAAAAAAAAUAUUUUAGACAUAUCAGAGCUGGAUAUCAAGAGUCAGAAGAUAGAUUAUUCAAAGAAAGGUUCAGAUGACUUUGAUUUUUUUGCUGAUAUGAAACCUAUAAUAGAAAAACCGACAAUUGUCACAAUUGCUCAACCCAAUAUGGCCGAUUUAAGUAGUAAAUUAAACUUUAUUCCAAAUGAUAAUCAUGAUGAUGAUGAGAACGAAGGUUGGGGCGAUACUUGGAAUGAUUAACUAUAUUAACAGGGUUUGCACUUGUCUAUUGUUGAAAUUAAAACGAUUAUUUUAGAGAGUAUUUAUUUAAUAUGCACAGAAUGCUACGUAGUUUGCUCCAGUGCAUAGAAAUGUAUAUAAGUUGUACAAUGUAAAUAAAUUUAAUAAAUAAUGAAAUUGCAAUGUGAAAACAGGGAUUAAAUUCCCAUUAGUGACACAGUGUUCUUGUAACAGUAAUAACAAUGUGUCUCAUUACCAAUAUUAUAUAAUAAUUAUUAAAAAUUAUGUAGGCUGAGAUUAAGUUUAUUCAAAACUUCGUUUUAUUAUACCUUAAACAUUAUUUAAAAGGAAAUAAUAGAAUUUGUAUGAGAUGAUGUCUAUAGAAACAGUUUUCAAUUAAAUAAUGUGCAAUCACUGAUCGAAUAUUGUGAUUAUCACAAAGCGGUGCAACGCCGAAAAUAAAUUAUAUUCCAACAAAAUGAUAUUUGAGUAGUUGAGUAAUGAAAACUUAAGAUAGUUUCAUUAAAAAAAUGCUCUUUUUUUCUGUUAACCGCUUAAUGAACACCUCCGUGACAUAUACGGGCAAUGUUUACCGGCAGAAUUGUGCAGCUCCGUAAACGUCACGGACACUGUAAUUUUAUAUGUCUUAAAAUAUUACAGCUCCGUUAGCAUACUAAGAUUAAUAUGUAUAGAUGACUUUAAAUUUGUCUCAAUAAUGGCAAUUAGGCCUACAGAUUUAAAUAUUUAUUAAUUUCAGUUCACAAACAUAAUUACCUAUUGUACAUUAAUAUAACUUAACAAAAUUGCUAGUUAUCUUAAACUAGUAACUGGUAUGAUACAUAUACGAGUUCUAUAUUGUUCAGGAGUAUUAAAAUUAAUAAAUAUUUAGAUCUGUUAAUUCUGAAAGACACACUCUUUGAAAUAUUGGAUUUUAUUUAAAAGCUAUUAUUGUAAAUGUAGAAAUACUAAUAUUUACUACCAAAUACUUGCAAAAUUAUUGGAUGACAUUUUGAAAUUCUGUUACAAACAUGCUCACAACCGCACAAUACAAGACACUUAUGUAUAUUGUAAUCUUUAACAACACAGCCCAAAAUUAUAAGUAAAUUGCAUGCUUGUCUCUAUUAAUUGGCUUUGCCAAUAAACAUAUUAAUUACAUUAUUUGUAAAAUACUGCUACAUAUGUCCUUAUAAUGUACUUAAGUACUACUCAAUUAUCUAGAAGUAGUGACUAUUCAUUAGAGCUGAAGUGUUGUCUAAUAUUUACAAAAAUGCAAUAAUAGAAUUAACUAAAGUUAUUUAUUAUUUAUUUAAUCCUAUAUUUUAUUGUUUGUGGAAACAUGGGAAAUUCAGAUACAGCAAUGAGAUCAAUUUUGAAGUACCAUUUCCUAAACUUAUCUCUAAAAUUACAAUUUUUAUCUAUAUUAUAAAUGUGAAAGUACGUUUGUUUUUUAUCUCUUAGCACCUUAACAGCUUAACCAAUCAUUAAGUGAAAUUUGGUAUACACAUACCCACCCCCUUAUUCAUAUAAACUAAAAUAUUCUACAAACCUAUUUUAACUAUUACACUAUUUUGUUACUUUCUUUCAUACUUUGAAUUUUGUGUAACAGAAAGAGACAGAACAAUUCAAUAGCUAAAAUAGGUUUGUGAGAGAUUUGAUGUUUUAAUGAAUAAAGAGAUACUAUAUGGAAUGUUAAGUGGCACUUCAUAGUAAUUCUACUUGUUGGUCUUAGCUGAGAUCAAAGUUUCUAAUUAUAAUGACCACUUAUUUAAUACUAAUAAAUAACAUAAUCUAUAAAUAAUGAAAAAUUAAAUCACAGGUACACUUGACUAGAAUCAGUUAUAUAAUACUGAACAGAGAAUAGAUACUACAUAUAGAUACAUAAUAAUCAUCAUCAUAAUGAUAGCUACAUAAUAUUUUUCAUCUAAUAUGUUACAGUUCAUAUAAUAUUGAAAAAUAAAUUUCAUAUUUCAUAUUCUAUAGCCAAAAAACUUGAACAAAACAAUAAACUAUGAAGCUUGCACAAUAAAUUUAGUAUGUAAAAUUGUAACAGUAGAAGUAGUAUGGUAUUCACAUUCAAAUUAUUGGCCAGUAUCUGUUAAACUAUACCUUAAUUUUUUAUUAUAUUAUUAAGUAAAAAAAAUUACUUCAAUAAUUGUGUAACCAUAAUUUUAUACCACAAUUUUGCUUUGUACUACCAAAUCCUUUGAGCUCUCAUUAAAAACUUCCAUCAUUUGUUCACGUGCUAGCUCAGACAGUGCUUCUAAGUCAUUACGAGUCAUUCCUUUGGUGGGUAUUGGAGGUAAAGUUGUAAUAACUACUUUUCCUGUAAAUAGUUUUAUCUGAUUAGAACCAUAACUUCUAGAAUUGGAUGUUAAUAAAUUCUCUGAUUAGUA
This is a messenger RNA of Galleria mellonella (greater wax moth), 4465 nucleotides long. Its product is annotated as protein-associating with the carboxyl-terminal domain of ezrin. The transcript is spliced from 7 exons. NCBI's taxonomy places the organism in Eukaryota, Metazoa, Arthropoda, Insecta, Lepidoptera, Pyralidae. Bases 144 to 2093 code for a protein of 649 amino acids. The record is from RefSeq and is a predicted model, not a curated record.